AUGUUCCGUACAGCCUUAAUAAAAUCUACUACACCAAUCUGUCUUCGUAGUGUUUCCACAUGUCGUUACUAUUCAUUAGCCCUGAUUGCCACGGACACUCUUGAUUGGGCAAUGCUUACAUCUAAAAAAGCAGAGGAGGAAAUCGAUGCCGCUUCAAUGAGAGUUCGUGGUGUGAAACCACCUCCGCCUGAUUUAGCAGAAGAUGAAGCUGAAUUUGUGAAAAAGGUAAAUGGAGGCAAACUUGAUGGUGCUGAUAUUGCUGAUAUUGUCCAACAUAGACACGAAGCCAUUGAAAAGGUUUGGGAUAAUACUAAAGGUUAUGUUAGUUUACCAGAUAAGGGAUCUAAAGCCGAAAGUGAACAAAACAGACCAGAUGAUGGAUUGUAA
Messenger RNA from Hemisphaericaspora subhashii, 387 nucleotides. RefSeq lists its product as uncharacterized. The record is from RefSeq and is a predicted model, not a curated record. Bases 1 to 387 code for a protein of 128 amino acids. The transcript has a single exon. NCBI's taxonomy places the organism in Eukaryota, Fungi, Ascomycota, Pichiomycetes, Serinales, Debaryomycetaceae.